Messenger RNA from Cladophialophora yegresii CBS 114405, 2928 nucleotides. RefSeq lists its product as uncharacterized. Gene Ontology annotation, biological process: maintenance of protein localization in endoplasmic reticulum. Gene Ontology annotation, cellular component: endoplasmic reticulum membrane. The transcript has a single exon. The record is from RefSeq and is a predicted model, not a curated record. NCBI's taxonomy places the organism in Eukaryota, Fungi, Ascomycota, Eurotiomycetes, Chaetothyriales, Herpotrichiellaceae. Bases 1 to 2928 code for a protein of 975 amino acids.
AUGGAGGGUCCUACUAAGACCGUACCAUUUCUGAACGGCGAUCACCACAAUUUCCCUCGAGAUCCCCUCGCAUCUUGCGAUCCUCAGAAUAUCAGUGCGGAUGCCGAUAUAGCUAGGACUCCAAAAGACGCGGGCGGUGUGCAGGCGCAGGAUCCAAACUAUGGCUCAUCCAUCGCGGUCGAGAAGGAUAUUCCGGCAGGAGUGAGGAUUGCAGAUGGCGCAGCAGGAUUAAAUGGGGCUGACAAAGGUCGCAAUGAUGUCGCACAUGAAUACGUGGAACCGCAUGCAGCCAUGGCAUCCUCCGACGACAUGCCAGAGGUUCAACAACUUAGUGGUUUGGCUGCAUCGCUUACACCAGUAGCAGCUCGCAAUGAGAUGAGGACGAGUGAGGUACACGCGAGCCCGGUCACGAAUGGAGUAGCAACCAGGUCGGCGGACGAGGGACUCAAAAUGUCCGAUGAAAAGGGACAAGGGCCUAUGACCUCCCUGGGAUCACUUCUUGGCGGAUCUGUCGACCUUCAGGACAAACCACCAAUCUCUAACGAGGAGCCUAACCCUCACAGUGUCACGCCGACCGGGACCGGCGGACUUCCAACGUCUUCAAACGGAGAUGCCUUCACUUCAACACCAGAUGUCGAGCCUAUGAGCCUGGGACCGUCAGUAGACGCAGACGCAAGACGGCCUCGCAAUUUGACAAUCGAAACAGGAAACAAAGUCGUGCCUUCUGUACUUAGCUAUUCAGCACGGCCUGGUCUCUCUCAACGGGCUCUGUCCACUCCUGGCUCAGUGAGAAGCCCUUUGUCUCCCCACAAGGGCGAUAAAGUUGGCUCACGGCCAACUCUUAAGAUCCCCGAAACCGCAGCUAGGAGUGAGGGAACAGGGGGAAGAAGACAUUCGUCUUCAGGGCGGCCUCUACCGUCUCCUAUGCCUACGUCUAUUCCACUGCCGCCGUUAUCAAUACCAACAUAUCUUCAGCUCGAGCUAUCAUCGCAACGACCAUCGCCACUCUACAUCCACAGAGCCGCCAACAGCGACUUCCCAUACGAAUCCUCUCGCGUCAAGACUGAGAGAUUGUUGAAUUUCCUGGUGCUACCAUUCUACCUCGAGAGUGUGCUUUGGUUCGGCACUCUGGCAUGCGUUGACUCUUGGUUGUAUACAUUCACCAUUCUCCCCCUGCGGCUUCUAAAGUCUAUUUACAUCUUAGCCAAGUCAUGGUGUGCCAACUUCAUGGGAGAAGUGCAUUUCGUGUCCCGUUUCGUGUACAGCGGUGCCGGCCGGAUGUGGCGGAGAAGACGAAGCAGUGUUGUGCCUACGACGAUCCGAAAGCCCUCAGGCUCCGAUGCUGCUGAGCAUAAAGUAAGCCAGUCCCUCUCCUCUCAUACCCGCAAACCUGGGAGACAACAUCAGCGAAUGAAGUCUAUCCCUUCAGCAUUGCUGCCUGACGACAAGGCCGACAUGUUGAAAGGUCUUCUGAUUAUCUGCACCAGCCUUGUGCUUCUUAGGCUCGAUGCGAGCCGGAUGUACCACUGGAUUCGUGGGCAAGCUGCGAUCAAGCUUUAUGUGAUCUACAACCUCCUCGAAGUCUGCGACCGCUUGUUUUCUGCUAUCGGACAGGAUGUCCUCGAAUGUCUCUUCUCAAAGGAAGCCCUGGAGCGCAAGCCUGACGGACACAGCAAGGUUUUGCGGCCGUUCUGGUUGUUCGUACUGGCGCUUAUUUACACAGUCAUUCACUCAACGGCUCUCUUCUACCAAGUCAUCACUCUCAACGUUGCCGUAAACUCUUACUCCAACGCACUCAUCACGCUCCUCAUGUCCAAUCAAUUCGUCGAGAUCAAAUCCACGGUCUUCAAAAAAUUCGAGAAGGAGAACCUGUUCCAAUUGACCUGCGCGGAUGUGGUCGAACGUUUCCAACUCUGGCACAUGCUUGUCAUCAUCGCGUCUCGCAACAUCGUCGAAACAGGUGGCUUGAGCGCAGGACUGACAGCUUUCACCAAAACGACAGCAUCCUCACCCCCGGCUCCACUGAUCACAAACUCCAGCAUCCCUAUUACCACCGCCCUUCCUCCUGGCUCCGUCUCCUCCAUUCUACCCAAAUCAUUCACCUUGGUGCCAGCCGUGGUGCAAACGAUAACAACGUAUGCGCCGGCUGUCUCGCAGGUACUUGGCCCCUUUCUCGCCGUCCUGGGCUCCGAAAUGCUCGUCGACUGGCUCAAACACGCCUACAUCAACAAAUUCAACAAUACCCGUCCCGCGAUCUACGAACGAUUCCUCGACGUGCUGGCGAAAGACUACUACACCAACGCCUUCGGCGACCAAAACCUCACCAAAAGACUGGGCCUACCAGUCAUCCCCCUAUCCUGCCUCCUGAUCCGAGCGAGCGUGCAGACCUACAAGAUGUUCAUGGCGGCCUGGGUCCCCUCUUCGCCCACCAGCUCGACCAGUCUCGCCAGUAUCCAUGAACACUACUCUUCUUCCGCACGCGGCGUAAUGCCAAUGACAACGUCCACCGCCAUAUCACAUACGCUCGACGAAAUCAUCGCCUUUAUCCCCAGUUCUCUCAAGACCUCUAGCGCGGUCACGCACAUUACCACAUUCCUGCUCUUCUUGCUCUUCUUCCUCGUCCUGCUAGCGUUGAAGCUCGUGCUCGGCAUGCUCCUACUUUCGUUCGCACGAUCUCGCUAUCGGAGCAUGAAACUUCGCGAGCGCAACCCCAUUUACCACGUCGACGGUGGACGUAGGGUCGGCGGCUGGGGUGUCGUCGAGGUCGAUGACGACAAGAGACGAUGGAUCUACGACGACGACCCAGCCGGGCACAAGAAUGUCAAGGAUCGCGAGGAGAAGGACAAGAAGAGCAAGGAGAGGGGGAACGGGGUGGAGAGCUUUGAGAAGGUUAAGAGAUAUGAGAUGGUGGCCAAGAGGAUCUGGUGA